Messenger RNA from Solanum dulcamara, 2472 nucleotides. RefSeq names its product ETHYLENE INSENSITIVE 3-like 1 protein. Gene Ontology annotation, molecular function: DNA-binding transcription factor activity; DNA binding. The record is from RefSeq and is a predicted model, not a curated record. NCBI's taxonomy places the organism in Eukaryota, Viridiplantae, Streptophyta, Magnoliopsida, Solanales, Solanaceae. Gene Ontology annotation, cellular component: nucleus. The transcript is spliced from 2 exons. The coding region runs from base 339 to 2162 and encodes 607 amino acids.
UGUAUUUACUUUAAUGUCUUUGCACCUUCCUCUGUUCUUCAUCUUCAUCUUUCUUACUUUUCCAAUAGACAACAAAAGUGAAACAUCACUUCAGCUCACCUAACAUUCUUCUCAAACCCCUUCUUUCUCUUUUCCUUUUUUUUUUCCUGUUCUAAAUCAGAUUAGUAGAGACAUAGAUAAAGCUUCAACAAGCUGUUCAAGAAAAACAUAAAGAUAUCUGAUUCUGAGGAAUUUGGAGUGUUUUUCUUGAUCAGUUAGAUUUUGAUCAUUGAUUUUGGAAAAAGUUCUAGUUUUUUUUGUUAUAUCUCUGGGGAAUUGGUGUUUGAAGAAUCUGCUAAAUGGGGAUAUUUGAAGAUAUGGGCUUUUGUGGAAAUUUUGAAUUUCUGUCUGAUUCUAUGGGAUGUGGAGGAGAUGUGGCACAAGAAGUUGAACAUAAGCCGGCGGGGUUGGAGGAGGAGGACUACAGUGAUGAGGAGAUGGAUGUAGAUGAGCUAGAGAGGAGGAUGUGGAGGGACCGAAUGCUCUUGAGGCGUCUCAAAGAGAAGAUCAAGAAUAAAGAGGUGGGGGAUGGUGCAAAGCAGCGUCAGUCACAGGAGCAGGCUCGUAGAAAGAAGAUGUCUCGUGCACAAGAUGGUAUACUGAAGUACAUGCUGAAAAUGAUGGAAGUUUGUAAUGCUCAGGGUUUUGUUUAUGGAAUCAUCCCUGAGAAAGGGAAGCCUGUGACUGGUGCUUCCGACAAUCUGCGUGCAUGGUGGAAGGAAAAGGUCAGAUUUGAUCGGAAUGGACCUGCUGCCAUCGCCAAGUAUCAGGCUGAUAAUCAGAUUCCAGGGAGAGUUGAGGAAUCGAGUGUGAUAGUCUCAACUCCCCACACAUUACAAGAGCUUCAGGAUACAACUCUAGGAUCCCUUUUGUCUGCUUUGAUGCAGCACUGUGAUCCUCCACAGAGGCGGUAUCCCUUGGAGAAGGGGGUAUCUCCACCAUGGUGGCCUUCUGGUAGAGAGGACUGGUGGGGUCAGUUGGGUCUGCCAAAUGAUCAAAUUCAACCUCCAUACAAGAAGCCUCACGAUCUGAAGAAGGCCUGGAAGGUUGGUGUUCUAACGGCUGUAAUCAAACACAUCUCUCCAGACAUUGCUAAGAUUCGCAAGCUUGUUCGUCAGUCAAAAUGCUUGCAGGAUAAGAUGACAGCUAAGGAGAGCGCUACUUGGCUUGCUAUUAUCAAUCAAGAAGAGGCUUUGGCUCGUAAGCUGUAUCCUGAUAGCUAUCCACAGGGAUCUUUAGCUGUUGGUAAUGGUUCCUUUUUCAUCAGCGAUGCUAGUGAUUAUGAUGUGGAAGGAAUGGAUGACGAGAAAAACAAUGAAGUGGAAUGUAAACCCCAUGAUAUCAAUCUCCGAACUGGAAUUAUGGUACCUAAAGAUAGGAUCUUGAUGCCAGCUUUAGCUCCAGUGAAAGGAGAAAUUAUUGAUUUAACUUCUGAUUUUAUCCAAAAGAGGAAGCAACCAUUUUUUGAUGAGUCCGUUGAUCAAAAGAUAUAUACUUGUGAGUACCUUCACUGCCCAUACAGCAAUUAUCAAGCUGGAUUCCUUGACAGGACUUCAAGAAAUAACCACCAAAUUAGUUGUCCAUUCCGGUUCAAUUCUGCUCAAACACUUAAUACACCAAAGUAUCUGAUCAACUAUGAGAACAAUACAGUUUUUCCUGCUCAAAACGCUCCUCCUAAGCCAGCUGUCUCGUCAGUCACUGUUUCCUCUUCGAUGAGUGCCUCUGGGCUUGGACUCCCUGAAGAUGACCAGAGGAUUAUUUCUGACCUCAUAACAUCUUACGACAACAACUUUCAGCAAAAUGGUAGCAGCAUCUGUUCCGGAAUUUCCGAGAUUUUAGUAAAUCAAAACCCGCAGCUGCAACAAACAGUGGAACUUCCUAUGGAUGACAACUUCAACCUGGGACCUAUGGAGAACGUAGCUCAAGAAACCAGCAUGCCUGUGAAUUCUGCUUAUCAUUCGACAGAGUUUCAAUAUGAUCAAUGCAAAUUGUCCUUUGAUGCCCCGUUCGCUGGAAACUUAAAUGAUAUUACUGAUUACAGAUUUGGUUCUCCGUUCAACUUGGGAGGAGGAAGCGACUAUGCCAUGGAACAGCUGACAAAGCAGGAUAUAUCUACAUGGUAACUUAAAUGAUAUUACUUAUUACAGAUUGGGUUCCCCGUUCAUCUUGGGAGGAGGAAGCGACUAUGCCAUGGAACAGCUGACAAAGCAGGAUAUAUCUACAUGGUACCUCUGAACUAGUACUAGUAUAUUAAACUGUCUUAUUUCCUAUAUGAAGGCUUGAUAGGUUGUAUAUGUUUAGAUAAGUGAUAAACUUUCUGUCCUUUAUAUACAGGUAUUGUAGUUUCUUUGUGAUUUUUGUUUGAUGUUUUGAUGGUUGUAAGUCCUAAACAGUAUUGUCAUUAUGCAAUUAUGUUUUAAACUCUCUUAUUUA